This is a messenger RNA of Neolamprologus brichardi, 5336 nucleotides long. Lineage: Eukaryota; Metazoa; Chordata; Actinopteri; Cichliformes; Cichlidae. The record is from RefSeq and is a predicted model, not a curated record.
AUGGAUGGUGAGGGUGAUGAGGCUGAGAGGGAGGGGGAGAAACUAACUGAAUUUUGUGUUGCUUCAGUGUUUGGCGGCACGAUGUCGAGGAUGUACCGCUUCCCCACCACUGAUGGGAACCACCUACGAGUGCUGGAGCAGAUGGCCGAGAGCGUCUUGUCUCUAAACAUUCCCAGACAGUUUGUCAAACUGCUGCUGGAGGAGGAUGCAGCCAGGGUUUGUGAGUUGGAGGAGUUGGGAGAGUUGUCCCCCUGCUGGGAGAACCUGCGGCGGCAGAUCGUCUCUCAGUACCAGAACAUAAUACUCGCUUACCAAGAGACACUGUCUGACCUCAGUGAAUACAGAGGCCCAUCAUUCAAAGCCAGUAACCUGAAAGCAGACAAGAAGCUGGAGUUCAUGCCCACUAACCUUCACGUUCAGAGGAUGAGGGUGCAGGAUGAGCUGGGUUUUGAACAGACAUAUGAUGUGGUAACAGUCGGCGCCCCGGCCGCUCACUGCCAGGGUUUUAAGAACGGCGGUCUGAGGAAGCUCAUCCAGAAGUUCGAGGAAGCAAAGAAACACGUAUAUGAGGAGGAAUGUAGCGCCCUCUCCAGUUCUCAGUCCAUCAUCUACAUACCCCAGGACAUUGUCCGAGCCAAAGAGAUCAUCGCCCACAUCAACACGCUGAAGACUCAGGUCAGCUACUACGCAGAGAGGCUGUCUCGAGCUGCCAAAGACCGAUCGGCCAGCGGACUGGAGUGGACGCUUGCCAGUCUGGCUGAUAAGACCCGUCAGCUGGUGACAGUGUGCGACUGCAAGCUGCUAGCUUCAGCUAUUCAGGCCCUGAACGCAGCGCGGCCCGAGUACAUUGCCUCCAAAGCGUCUCCUUCCGCUGAGUCCGAACAAGUAGUGCUCCGCAACGACCAGGACACACUGACAGCAAAGUACAGCGGUCGCAACAGCCGGUCUUCACUGCAUGUGGACUGGCACGAAGAGGAGUGGGAGAAGGUGUGGUCAAAUGUGGAUAAGUCUCUGGAGUGCAUCAUCCAGCGCGUCGACAAGCUGCUUCAGAAAGAGAGGAGACCCAGCGUCGGCAGUCAGGACAGUACCCAGAGUGACCAGCAGGGUGGCAGCAGUAAGAAAGGCGAUGGUGGGAAGUGUUUAGCUUUCUGGAUCAACCCAGAAAGUACGUCAGAGGAAUCUCCAUCCUUACCACCAUCAUCAUCAUCAUCAUCACUAUUAGAACCGCCUCCACCAUCAUCAUCAUCUCCACCACCAUCCUCUUCCUCUCAGCUUGCCCUCUCUGCACGGCCUCCCAGCCCCGAACAGGAAACCUAUGGAAGCCCCAGUGCUGAGGAGGCGUAUCCAGGCGAGUGGAGCGAGGCGCUGUACCCUCUCCUCACCACGCUCACGGACUGCGUUGCCAUGAUGAGCGACAAAGCCAAGAAGUCUAUGGUCUUCCUGCUCAUGCAGGACAUCGCCCCAACGAUAGCCAUGGACGUGUCGCUGCAGUACCGCCGCGACAUUGUCUUCUGCCAAACGCUCACCGCUCUCAUCUGCGGCUUCAUUAUCAAGCUGAGGAACUGUCUCCGUGACAACGGAUUCCUGCGACAGCUGUACACCAUCGGCCUGCUUGCUCAGUUUGAGUCCCUGCUCAGCACCUACGGAGAGGAGCUCGCCAUGCUGGAGGACAUGAGCAUCGGCAUAAUGGAUCUACGCAACGUCACCUUUAAGGUAGAAAGGAAAAGCAGCAUGCUAACUGUCUUUCCAGGCUGUAGAGCCACUCUACGAGGAGUGGGAAUCAACGAGCAGCAGACGUUGGCUGAGAAGUUUGGAGACACGUCCCUGCAGGAGAACAUAAACUCUGAGAGUCUCUCCAGACUCAACUCAUACUACGAGCAGUUCAAAGAAGUCCUGCCGGAGGACUGCCUCCCAAGGUCUCGCUCUCAGACGUGCCUUCCUGAACUGCUCAGGUUUCUCCGGCAGAAUGUCAACGCCAGGAAAAACAAGAACGUAGACAUCCUGUGGCAGGCUGCGGAGAUCUGCCGGCGGCUGAACGGCGUUCGCUUCACCAGCUGCAAGAGCGCCAAAGACCGCACCGCCAUGUCCAUCACACUGGAGCAGUGCCUGAUCCUGCAGCAUGAGCACGGCAUGGCGCCGCAGGUCUUCACGCAGGCCCUCGACUGCAUGCGCAGCAUUGGCACGAGGGAGGGGGUGAUCCAGAAGAACCUGAGCGGCUUGCUGCCGGUGCGUGACUUCCGGCUGGACCCCAGCCUCAUGUACUCCCUGCCCCUGCUGGCCCUCAGCCCCAACCUCCUGGUGGUGUGGAUCUUCCUCAGCAUGGCCUACUUCCUGGCCAAACUGCGCUGCAGUUGAGCGAGCAGCUCUACGCUGGAAGUGACCAAAUGUCAAACGUACUGCGAGGGUGGGCGGGGACUCUCCACGCUGACUCCCCAGGGUGUUUCUGAAACUGUGCCACUGACCUGUGAGAGGGGUGUAAUCAGCUCACACACACUGUCCCACCCUCACUAAGGGCUGUACGCAACUUACGUCCCACUUAUCAGCAGCCACGCUUUGGGCUUUUUCUUUCUUUUCUAUUCUUUAAACAUCUUUUUCUUUUUUCUAUUAAAAACCUGUCAUAGCUCAGGGGUGUCAAACUCAUCUUAUUCGUGGGCCACUAACCCAAUCCUGUAUGAUCCUAACAGGACCAGAAGGCUAACCUCUUCCCACCCCCCUAAACCUCCAAAUUGUUCUUAAUGUAAUGAAUUGAUCUGAUUUAUAAAUCUGAUUAACUCUCUGUGAUAUCUUGAACUCCUGAGACCCUGCAUCAUCAUACAGGGAUAUAUGGUAACAUAUUUACUCUUCAUUCUUCUUAAUAAAGUGUUUAUCUUUUCAAAAAAAAACAAUGAUUACUUUAUUCUGUUGGGCUGUCGAAGAAAUAGUGGAGUUAAGAUUAGGUCCAGCUAAUCGUAAAUCGCUAAGAGAAAUUAAAAAUGCAUCCCUAAGGAGAGCUCGGGUUUCCGGAGGUUAAGAACAGAGUACAACGAGAAGACGUCCUCAGUCUUGCAGGCCUAGCAACCCCUGCCUGUCAACCACCAAUAGUUAUGGAAAAAUGUGCAGCACCCACUUUGCGGGGCCUUUUGAAAUGUUCUGAUGACAUUUUUUUUUUUGUGUCUAUUUCAAGUUUUACACCUUUCAGUUUUACUGCUGCUUAGUAAGCAGUUGCAGACAAGUUGUCUCACAUGCAAAAUAUGAGUGACUCCUGGCUAUCCAGUAGCAGCUACAACAGUGACGUUUGUAGCGCAGCACCGUGUACGUCUUUGCAACCUAUUCAGUAAUGCACAUUUUUCCCUAGCAACCUGUGGUUGCCAGGGAUUCACCAACUGGUUUAUAGUUCUGUGUGCCUGAGGUCUUAGUGGCCUAGUUCUAUCCCACUUGUUUGACACUCCUGAUAUAUUAAUUGUGUUGCCUACAUUUGAGCGUGAGGCCACAUGCCAUGUUCACACUAAGCCUGCUGAAUGUGAAUUCUACAUGAUUCCAUUCAUGUGUGUUUUUUUAGGAUCAUAUUCGUCCACAUGUACACGCCGAAAAUACCCAGAUUAUUUCCUUCUCUUCUCUUUUUUUUUGUCCAGGAUUAAGAUAGCAGACACUGCUGUUUUAAACUCACGAUUUACUUGUCACUACAGUCCAAAACGCUGCCACGUGAUUAAUCCUUUUUUUGGGGCUUUUAUGUGAAAUACUAAAUUUUAACCAUUACAAAGUCCUAAAUCUCCAAUUCUGUUUUCUUUACUGAGGUUUAACCAAACAUGCAUUUUUCUAAGACUUUACAGAAACUAACGCUGCGAUUUUCAGAUUCAGUGUUUCUGAAAAAGCUCAGUUUUGUCCGCGUGGACGGUAUUUGCCAAAAAGAGGACUUUCAAAAAAAAUUCGGCUGGCUCCGUGCGAACAUAUGACACAAAGCCAUUAAAAGACAUUAAGAUAUUACCUUUAGUAACUCACAGGAUUAUCCAAAUCCACUUCCAUACUGCCUAAUGAGAGUGUAUUACUUCUUUCUUAGUGUAUAGCGCCCUCUGAUGGACAUAUUUUGCUCCUUUGUGAUGGUCAGUGAGUACUCUGCCUUACCCUUCACUGGUGGAAGGUAACAGUUUAUUGUAAAGAGUGUAUAAUGUGUAUAAGGAUAAGCAGAUGAUAUCUAAACUUUGCUUUCAGGAAAGACCCACAGUAGCAAUCAGAUGAUUAUUUUAUUCAUGAUUUAAGCUCAGCACAAACAGCUUAUAUCAUCAAAACAUUUUCUGGAACAUUUGGUUUAUCAUUGUCUUCCAUGUGCUUUUGCACUUGCCCCACACGCUAAUGUGGAGGAACCUAAAGCUUUUAUCUCGUGCCAAAAUGAAGCAAGUACGCGCUUGCUUAGAUAUAUAUUUUUAAGGCAGCAUUUGCUUGUUUUUGUUUCUUUUGGUCUUCCUGCUUCUUUAUAGACGGUGGAAGCAUUUUCCUGCUUCUGCAUGAGCUUUUGCACUUUCCAGCAGAUCCGGGUCUGUCUCUGUCUUUGUUUAUAUCCAGCCUAUUGAAAUGUUUAUGUGAGGCAGUGUUAGUGUUAGGAAUCACGUGAUAGCCCUGUUUAAUCAGUAAAAAUGAACUGAACCCAUUAACUGACCGUUUACUUGAUGGACAUUAAACACUUGUGCUGCUGAUAUGAAAACUAUGCUUGCUCACAUUCAUUUAGCCUAAAACAAAAAGCCCCGUGACAUGUGUGACCCAUUUUAAAAGAGGAGUUCACUGAGCAGCAGGAAUACUGCUCUGAACUGUGUCGACUAAAUGCGUAUUGGCACAAGUACAAGCAGACAAAUAAUUAUUUCGAACUCCUAGCACACCCUCAAAAAUAAAAAUAAAAUCAUAAAAGCUGAAAUAUUGUCGCUAGUAGACGGAACAAUCUAACAGUCCUAUAUGGAGUGUAGAGUGUGCCAAAAUAAGUAACGUCGAUGUGAAAGUUGUUAUUUUUUACGUUCAAACCAAUGUUAAAAAAUAGAUGUGGAAAAAAAUAUUUAGUUAACUGGAAUAAAAUGAACAACUAGACUUUUAUAAAAGAAAACUACUUGAAAUGAUGCAACCACAUAGCUGCCUUAAAAUAAAUAACAAUACACUGGAAAUGUCUUUGUAGUUAAUUUGGUCUUAAGUCAAGUCUAAAUAUGAUAAAUGUCUGCUGUAAAAGUUAGCAAAAUAAAAAUGACUACAACUAAUGUAAACUAAAAAAACUUUGAGUAUCUCUUUAAAUAAUUCCUUAUUAAAAUUAAAGCUGCCCUGCUUAGUAGAUUCAAUGUCGAAAUGCUCAUUUAGUAGUGAUGUGCGGAUCGAUACUG